Molecule: messenger RNA, 377 nt
Organism: Meloidogyne enterolobii
Lineage: Eukaryota; Metazoa; Nematoda; Chromadorea; Rhabditida; Meloidogynidae
Source: the annotation of a GenBank genome assembly
UUAGAAUAUUUUUGAUGAUUUAUUAGAAGGAAAAAUACCCUCAUUAACCAUUUCUCCACUGAUUUUGAUUUAACCGCCCUUGAUUCCUCUGUGAUAAUGUGAUUAGCGUUUCCACUAUGUCUGUUAACGUUUAAGGUUCGAAUCCUUAAGGGGCUAUGCUUUUAUUUUUCCUUUGUUUUUCCAUAGAAAAUUUCUUUUUAAAUUCUGAUCAACAUAAAAAAAUUAUUUUUAAAAAAUUUUCUAGGCUUGUAAUUGAUCCAGAUUUACGUAUAACUUUAAAAGUAGCUAGAGAACAUGAUUUUUUUGAAAAAUUGGAUAAUAAUUUGCGCCUUAAAGCAGAAAAUGGAGAGAAUAUCAAUGAGAAUGGUGCUACUUAA